This is a messenger RNA of Symbiodinium sp. CCMP2592, 537 nucleotides long. The record is from the annotation of a GenBank genome assembly. NCBI's taxonomy places the organism in Eukaryota, Dinophyceae, Suessiales, Symbiodiniaceae.
AUGAGCGUCUGGGAGGAUCCCACUUGCACUGACACCGUGAUGGGCUACUGGAAGGGGACGGCCUCACUGGCAGUUGCGAAGGGCUACAAGUAUCUGUCGACACCUCUUGUGGCGGAACAUGUGGACUAUGCAGAAAAGUUCAUCGAGCACGCCUGUAAUUGCCAGGGGGGCAGUUGCAGUUGCACCGACGCAUCUUGCGGCUGUCCUGUGUAUGUUGGCUUCCACUUCUAUGCCUACGACUGCCAGCCGGAGUCCUCCGGCGGCUACAAGACGCUGCAGUCGCGCUUGGAGGCAGUGGCCGCCAUCAUGGAGAAAUAUCCCUUCGUCAAGGGCGCGAUUAUCAACGAAGUGGGCAUGCUGAACUGCGCGCCAGAGAGCUUGGACCCCAUCUGCGUCCCCAACUCGGGCAAGUACCCGGCCUCUGCCACGUCCGACCACGCCUGCCCGUCUACUGAUGAGCUGCCCAAUGGCUUGGCGAGCUUCAUCGAUAAGAUCUUCGACUCUUGGACCAGCAGUGAGCACAUCGGAGCCGAGUAA